This is a messenger RNA of Python bivittatus (Burmese python), 1383 nucleotides long. NCBI's taxonomy places the organism in Eukaryota, Metazoa, Chordata, Lepidosauria, Squamata, Pythonidae. The record is from RefSeq and is a predicted model, not a curated record.
AUGCAUGAUGAUGUCAUCACACAUCACCAUUACAUCAUUGCAUUCUUCCAUUGGAGCUCUCGUAGUCGACCGCAAAAAUCCCGACGCCAUCAUCACCGUUCUACCUCAGACAGCACCAAUUCUCUAUCAGAGAGCUAUGGGAGCCGGCUGAGGACCAAAUUCCAGGAUGAAGGCCGUAAAGGUAGACCAGGGCAUUCGCGGCACUCUUCAAAGAGGACUUCUCACCCAGAUGAUGCAGGAGAGUUGGCUGGGAGCCCAUUCCUUGGCUGCACCCUGCAGAACAAUUACUUUCUCUCCACCACUGAACUUAUCUCAAAUUCUGGGUCGGCUGCUGGCCUCUUUAAAAAAGCAGCGGGUCAGUUGGGGAAUCGAAUCAAACAGAAUGGAGAUCCCCACGAAUAUGACUCGGGCAAUGCAACUUCUUCCCCUCCGUCUAUUCAGACAAGCACAUCCAGGUCAAAAGGCAGCCAAGAAGCGAGGGGUCAAACCCACAAUGGCUUCGCCCGGGCCUUCUCUUCUGGGAAGGCCAGCAGUGUCAGCAGUCCUGACUCGGGGAACUCAUUCCGCAGCUACAGCUCCCAGUCGAAAGGACCAACUUUGGAAGAACCAAGCCCAUCUCCACUGGGUCUGUGCAAAGAUCAAAAUGGAGAGGUUUGGCCAUCUCUUGAACCUCUUGGAAAGAAGAAGGCCAGCUUUGUAUCUCCACCAUUUUCCAGCUCUCCACUUCAGCCAUGUCUUCGAAACGAGUCCCCUUCUAGCAGGUCAUCUCUGGACUCUAGCCAAUCCGAUCCCUUACGUCACAAGGCAGGACGGAGAUCCUCACCAAGCCGGUCAUGUUGUUCAUCAGAGACAAGAUUUUCUUCCCGUUCCCCUAGUUACUCGCCCAAAUCCUGCAAGAGAGCAACUGGAAGCAGAAUUUCAAGAUCCCGACGGAGUCCUAGCUAUUCUCAAUAUAGGGCUGGCAGGGGCCGGGAACAAGAUCACAAUUAUGGCUCCAGCAGGAAGGAGUCCCACAGGCAUCAGGACCGCCGCCGGCGCAAACAAUCUUAUUCCCCCAUGAGGAAGCGUCGGAGAGAUUCUCCCAGUCACUUGGAAGCACGGCGUAUAACCAGCGCCCGAAAGCGCCCCAUCCCUUACUACAGACCGAGCCCUUCCUCCUCAUCGCCCAGCAGCUCCAGCGUUUACUCCUCCGGGCACAGCUGCCUCAGUUACUCUCCAGCCCGGAGUCGCAGCUACUCAAGCGAUAGGAGCAGCUGCAGCAGAAGUUGGAGCAGCAACGCCCAGAGCAGCCGGAGCCGGAGUAGCGGGGGAAGAAGCAGUCCGCGAAGCAGCAGCCGUAGUUCCGCCUCAACGGGCAGCCAUGACAGUUUGCGGCAUUCCUAG